[Torrubiella] hemipterigena is the source of this 1133-nucleotide messenger RNA. The record is from the annotation of a GenBank genome assembly. NCBI's taxonomy places the organism in Eukaryota, Fungi, Ascomycota, Sordariomycetes, Hypocreales, Clavicipitaceae.
GCGGCUACAUCCUUAAUGCGGAAGCAGAACAUCUAGAUCUAUUUAUAGUCGACAAAGACGGCUACGUUAAGUCGACCUGGUGGGAAGCUAAGACUGGCUGGCCAAUUGGUUCGCUAUUGGCGACCACAAGAUGGCUCCUGGUGCCGAGGUGAAGGCAGUAUGGCGCGGUGAUCCCCAUUACGAUCUUUUUGUUACUGAUUCCGAUGGCAUUGUAUGGACAUCAUACUGGGAGCCGCGCAUCGGUUAGCAACCGUGGUUCAGCUUGUCUCCUGGUGUUCGCAUGAGGCCAGGUGCACCCAUCAGCGCGACUUGGCGCUCCAAUUAUCACCUCGACUUGUUCGCUGUUGGCGCCGACGGCAAAGGCUACAACGCGUGGUGGGAGUAUCAGACCAGAUGGCAGGAUUGGGGCGUUGUUGUGGACUUUUACAUCUUCACCGACAGGAUCAACGCCGUAUACAACUUUCUUAAUGAAAGCAUCCAUCUCGUACUGCCGACCACCCAAGUGGUUGGUGGUCUUCCUAUGAUGCAUACCAGUGUUUGGAGAGCUGCCUCGGGCUGGUCACGAUGGACAGAACCGCGAUGGUCGCGCAAUGUGGACUCCAAUUACCAUCUGGAUUUUACCGUUCGUUCCCCCAUGGCUACCUGUUCCUCGCACAAAGGCUUAUACGCGGUGGGAUCGACCGAUUCAAGACGCAUCAGAAUGGCAAAGCUCGACUAUUGGAAUUUUCGUGAUGAGUGGAAGGGCUAGUUUGACUUUUCAUAGUCAGUUGACCCCGAUGACGGCUGGGAGUAUCGCACGAAGAAGGACACACCGGUAGCAUGUGCGUGGACUGGCGACACCGAUUGGUUAUAUUUGAUGACCGUGGGCGAUGAGGGCACAGUCUGGUUUAGAACAUUGGCCACGAAUCUAAUGUCUCGCACGCAAGAUGAGAUGUUGAAUGAGCUCGGCGUUGGACGUUGAUGAUAAAUGGGCAAAGGCCAAGGGCUGUAAGUUAGCCUCUGUGAUGCGUUGGCUAUGCUGCCAUAGUAGUUUGGCAGCGUCGAAUGCGAGGGAAUAUAUCUCGUAGCGCCUAUGGGUCAAUGUAUAUUGACCAGUAGUUCCGUGUGUUAAUAACAUUCCAAUAUUUAGUUCA